UACUGCAGGUCAGGAAAGGUUCCACACAAUCACCACUUCAUACUAUAGAGGGGCGAUGGGUAUCAUGUUAGUGUAUGAUAUCACAAAUCCAAAAAGUUUUGACAACAUAGCAAAAUGGCUAAGAAACAUUGAUGAACAUGCCAAUGAAGAUGUAGAAAAGAUGAUUCUCGGAAACAAGUGUGACGUGAGCGACAAGAGGAUGAUAAGUAAAGAACGAGGUGAUGCAAUUGCCAGAGAGCACGGGAUUAGAUUUUUAGAAACCAGUGCAAAAGCAAAUGUUAACAUUGAAAGAGCAUUUCUCGAGCUCACGGAUGCAAUUUUGAGUAAGCAACUGGCUGGAAAGGAUCAGACAGAGGUUUUGGAUAAAGUACGGAUCGCGUCUUCGGACAAUAAAAGUGGAGGAAAAUGUUGCUAGGUUGUACAACUCUCCAUCUGCACCACAGCAACCGUAGCAAAGAUACGAAGAAGAAUUGGUAAGACCAACAACCCCUAGAAUCUCACUAGCAACCACUACUGGGGCUAAAGGCACGUAGCCAGUGAAGAAACAUUGCCAACUGCUGUAGUUGUACUUAUAAAACUACAAUGAAACUUUCUUGUGUGAAGAUAACAGAUGUCUCCGUCUUAAAGCUUGAUGUAUUUGCUGCUUUAAAAGAAGUUUUCUUAAUGACCUAUCUUAAGUGCAGACAUAAUUGAUAUUCACAUCUGUAAUGCUGGUGCAAGUAUCUAAAGUCUAUUGAUUUAUUUCAUCAUGUUAUACUUUCUACUGUUUCAUCAUUUCCAGCUCGACAGAUAUGGUGAUGUGUGGUGGAUUAAAAAACUGAAAUGCAGAUGGAUCAUAUUGUACAAAUUUUUUAUGGUAAAUAGAAGAACGACUAUGUGCCCCCACAAAUUCAUGUGGUGGUUGAAAAAUGAAAUACUAGGUUUUGUUGAUAAUGUCUUUUGCUAACCUUGUUGUUUUUGACACUAGGCAAUUGUCUGUUACGAAAUAUAACAAUUUAUAUUCACGGUUGUAGAAAGAAAGCCAUUUGAUGUGACGUUACAUGUAAACUGUGUGACUAUUUCAUAUUUUUGCUUAAAGUAUUGCAAUAUAUGUAUGUGUGUUUGUCCCAAUUACAAUAACACAAACCUCCUUAUACGCUGGUGAAUGCUAAGGUUUCACACUUUUUCUUUUUUCUAACACGUAUUUGCACAUUUGACUGGGAUCUAUACUGCAUUUAGAAUCACCUUUAUAUGCUACAGAGAGUUUCUGUCUCCAUAAUAAACUAUAUUAAAGCAGAAUUUUGGAAAAGUAUGCAUGUGUUUGAAUUGUUUGGGUAAAAACUGAUGAGUUAUACAACAGAAAAAAAUGGUUGUUGUUUCCAUCUGUCUGUAAAUUGUUUUAAUUAUAUUUGAAAAUAAAGUAUAGAUAACACAAAGACUUUUUAAGUCAGAUUAAAGGGAAAUAACAAUUCUUACAACAAGAUAAAACAUUCUGCAGUACUGAUGUUAUGUGGAAAACUGCAAAGUUUGAACAAGGGAAUUUUACAAAACAAAAACCGAUAGUUAUCUAAAAAAGGAGAGGAUAUAAUUACUAGGAAUUUAAGUUAUAAAUAAACUCAACUUAGUUAUGAGAUUUUAUAAGAAAACUGUAAAUAUUGCUUAGUGAGUUUCUGUUUUGCAUAUUACCAAAUAGUAUUUUUACAGGAAAAAUAAAUUAUCAGAAGUAACAACAAAAAUAUAGUCAUAUUAUAAAUUGUAAAAGUCUCACAAAUAUGAUAGUUUACUUCUGAAUUUGUCAAUUAAUUAUUUUUUACAAUAUCCAUUAUGAUCACCAGUCUAUUUCUUCCAAUUUUUGAAUGUAAUUAACAAAAGUCUAGUCACAUUACAAAUUGCAUAAGUCCCACAGAAAUGGUAGUUUAUUGCUGAUUAGAGGGUAUCACUUAACCCAAGAAUGCCAGCCAGCAUGAUUAGUAUACAGAUUUAACUUGUAUGGGAUCAUAAUGACCCUAUACUGCCAUUCUAGGGUUAAGGGUUCUUGUGUGUACUGUGCUAUACAAUAAACUUGUGGACCAACCACCUUAUUUCUAUAAUGCAGCACUUUAGCAAUGACUAAAGUAUUUUAAAAUUGUUUUUAUAAUGCUAAGAAAACUGUUCAAUUCCUCUAAAGUUUCUGUACCUUAAGAAUUGGGGGCCUUUAUGCAAUAGUAAAAUUGGAGGUUGUGAGUUGUACUCUGUAAAUACUUCGUGAAUGCCAGUUUGGUUAUGAAGAAGGCUCAUUCCAUCAGUUAACUCUCCAGAUAUUAGCUACCACUUACUAUAUUUGUUGAUAAAAGUGAUUAGAAUUAUCAUUUAUGAUCGUAACCUCUCUGAAAUCUCAAAUAAAUCUACUGAUGAUGCAAAUGUUUUAAUGAGAGAGAGAUGCUGCAAUUGGUGCAUUAAGCCGAUUGUUUUGUCAUAUGUUAAGUACAGUCUUCAUUGAUGUCAGGCCUCCCAGUGAACCUAUAAAACUUGUAUUUUUCACCAAACCCCAAACUAUACAUACAUGUGUACUAUUUUUCAGAAAAAUAUAAGGGAGUUAGGAGAAGAAAAAAAAAUAAAAUUCAUCACUGUAAUGGUAAAGAAAACCAAAAACAAGAGCCUAAUAAAUUGGUAAGUAUUCUUUGAAAAACUUAAAUGAAAUUUUGGUCCUAGUAAUAUUGUGCUUUUAUGAAUAGUUCAUGUUGAAAAACUGGAUGAUUUGCAAAAAAAUAGGCAGAAAAACCUAUAUUGCUCUGGCCUAUAAAAAAAAUAAAUUUUAAAGACUGACAGCUUAGAUAUCUGUAUCUCCCAAAAAAAGGUUUUUUUUUACUUAUCUAAUUUUAUUGUAUAACAGUAUGAUGGCUGAAAAGAUUGCAUAAUUUUCAGUAGUUUCAACUUCUGUUCCGUGUACUUCUCUCUAAUAUUUAACCUGUCCUCUUUUGAAAGUUAAUUUUAAUACAAGACAAAUCUGAUUUUGAGAUUUAUGGUUUUUCCUAGUUAAUUUAAACACUGUGUAGUAGAGAUACGAGAAUCUCAAAUAGAUAGCUUUGCAAAUCAUCCCUGAAGUGAUUUUUAUAAUCACCAUGGCAAUUAUAUUUAUGUUGGUCACGUGGUUCAACUUGCAUUUGUGCAUUUUUAUAGUAGGACAGUGUAAUUUAGAAAGUGAUAAAUAUUUCAGAAUUCAGAGUUGAAAUUAUUGAAGUCACUAACUUUCACCUAUGUACAGGACUUAAUUGGUAUUUUGGUAAAACAUAUGGUUAUCAUUUUUUCUUCAUAUGUUUUUGACAACCUUUUUGUGCAAACUUAAAUCUUGUACUACAAACAAUUAUGUCACAUUACUGAAUUAAAUCUAUAUGCUUUCUCCAGUUUCUUACAUUGCCUUUAUUUUCAUAGGGAUUGUUAAAAAAUUCACUAUGAAAAGUGUACAAGCAACCAGGAAGAAUUGUAAACUGUUUUUUUGAAAAAUACAAUUGAAAUAUCAGAAAA
This is a messenger RNA of Limulus polyphemus (Atlantic horseshoe crab), 3483 nucleotides long. RefSeq names its product ras-related protein Rab-10-like. Gene Ontology annotation, cellular component: insulin-responsive compartment; recycling endosome; Golgi apparatus. Gene Ontology annotation, biological process: cellular response to insulin stimulus. Gene Ontology annotation, molecular function: GTPase activity; GTP binding. The transcript has 5 exons. NCBI's taxonomy places the organism in Eukaryota, Metazoa, Arthropoda, Merostomata, Xiphosura, Limulidae. The record is from RefSeq and is a predicted model, not a curated record. The coding region runs from base 56 to 415 and encodes 119 amino acids.